This is a messenger RNA of Penicillium canescens, 501 nucleotides long. Its product is annotated as GNAT family N-acetyltransferase. The transcript has a single exon. NCBI's taxonomy places the organism in Eukaryota, Fungi, Ascomycota, Eurotiomycetes, Eurotiales, Aspergillaceae. The record is from RefSeq and is a predicted model, not a curated record. Gene Ontology annotation, molecular function: acyltransferase activity, transferring groups other than amino-acyl groups. The coding region runs from base 1 to 501 and encodes 166 amino acids.
AUGGCGCUUGAAACAGGAAUGUCCAACCUCACCAUAUCGGACAUCCAUUCCUUAAAGAAGAACACGGCACUGGAAAUUCUUGCCCAGAUCUCACGAGUUGAGAAAAAGACCUUCCCCACCAAUGAGGCAUUCCCAUUUGGCGAAGAGCUGUGGAGAAAGAAGCCCAACACGCGAGUGCUGUACGCGACUCGAGCGAAGGGAUCGCAGUCUGAUCUGAUCGCCUACGCGGUCUAUGUACGACAGAAGGGCGUUGCGCUCUUGCACAAAGUCUGUGUGACAGAGGCUAACCGCCGUCAAGGUGUUGGCCAGGAGGUCAUGUCCUACAUUCAGCAGCGCCUGCGAAAGGAGGGCUGCCAGUACAUUCAACUGUGGGUGGAUCAGGCCAGGGAGCCUGCACGCGCCUUGUAUGCCAGCGGUGGAUUCGAGGAGCGUGAAGUAAUCCCUGAUUACUACGCCCCUGGACGGACAGGCAUCAAGAUGAUCCUGGAUUUGGGAACGUGA